Messenger RNA from Branchiostoma floridae (Florida lancelet), 1075 nucleotides. RefSeq names its product differentially expressed in FDCP 6 homolog. The record is from RefSeq and is a predicted model, not a curated record. The transcript is spliced from 6 exons. NCBI's taxonomy places the organism in Eukaryota, Metazoa, Chordata, Leptocardii, Amphioxiformes, Branchiostomatidae. Bases 329 to 1060 code for a protein of 243 amino acids.
GAAUGUAAAAAUAACAUGGAAAGUCCCUAAAAUGACGAUACUUGCGCGCAUGUACCCAAAAGUUCGAUUCAUUAUUCUUCAGACUAUGGAAGGAGAAACAGAAGCAUUGGUCGAAAGACAAGGCAUACAAACCGAGUUGGGCACUGUCUGUUUCUACGUGCGUUUCUAAGCUGGACUUGGAAGGUCACCAGAGGGACACAUGCUCUCAACAAGUAUAGUUAGAGAACAAAUGAGUCCCAUGCCAUCAUCCUGACCGAGAGUUUUCUUUCCUGUGUUGACAUCAACAGAGAACUACAACCGUUUCACCGAGCACCCGGACGACGUGAAAAUGGCGACUACAGACCCAUCACCAAUGGCUGAGCCGCUUCAGGAUAAAAAGACUCGUAACCAAGGGAAAGUAGGACCACAGGAAAACGGAGAGAUGUUUGACCAGAAAACUACAAGAAAUGGAAACCUGAAGGGGGCCAUUGUUGGCACCAAAGAAAGACUGGUCGCCGUCCUGACAACAGGAGGAAAGGAAAACGGCAACAUCGACGUUGACAUGACAGGCGUGGAAAAAUUGAAAAGACAGCUCAAAGAACUACAAGUUGAGGUCGUGGAUUUGCGACACUAUCGUGACGAUGUCCAGAAGAUUGAGAAAGAAAGGAAUGACCUCUUCAAGGCGCUACAGCUGUCUAAUGAAAAGUUAAAACAGCAGCAGGAGUUGAACGAAAAGCUACAACUCGAGCUCCGAGACAAGCAGCACGAAGUUAUGGAAACGACGAAGGCGAAAGAGGCCAUAGAAACCAGCUCACAAGAAAAGAUACGCCAGUUGAAGGAGCAGUUGAGGUCAUCAGCAUCGGUUGUCCAUCAGGAAAAGGCUGCCAAGGAAAAGGCCUGGGCAGAUGCUGUGACAUGGAGGGCUGCUACGGAAAGGUUGGUGGAGCAACACAGUUCCAUGGAGGAGACAGCGCGAGAGGAGCUGCUUCAUCUCACAGAGCGACUGAAGGAGCUGGAAAUUCUGUGUCGGACUGUCCACCCAUUGGUAAGAAAGGUUAUCAUCAACAUUUUACCCUGCUAGCUAUGCUAUAAUCUU